AUGCACUCGUUCUACUCAAUUGGAUCAGCUACGCUUUCAAAGUUAUUGGUGGUGUUGGUGUUGACAUUCUGCUCGGUGGUUGAAGCCGUGAAAUACGAAUCCUUGGAUGUGUGGGUAGAUCAUUUAUAUUGGAUGCCAUUCUACUUUACGAACGUUACUUUAGGUUCGCAGAAACAGAAUGUUACCGUUUUGGUGGACACUGGAAGUUAUUAUUUAUAUGUUGAAGACGUUCAGAAUACUGAGUGUAACAGUAUUUGCAAAAAGCUCGGAACAUUUGAUUCCGAACAUUCGACGACAUUCCACAACUUGAGUGUACCGUUCAAUGAAUUUAGCGCCAAAGGAUUCUAUGGUGCGGAUGAUUUUUUGUAUCCGGAUGGUAAAAAGAUCCUGCAAUAUCAGUUUGCCGUCACUAGGAAUCAAGGAACUUACGGUAAUAUAUUGGGCUUGGCUUCAAGACUAGAGGACGCGAGGAAUAUUUACUGGGCUACUAAACAAAUAGGUGCUGCUGAUACCCAGGGAUAUUCUUUUUACGCUGGAGACUACACUAAAGGUAUAGUGGGCAAGUACAUUAUUGGAGCUCUUGACAGGGCCAAAUACGAAGGUGAAUUGCAAGUUUUUGACCAUGAGGAAUUGAAGUUCCCAUUCACCACGUUCACACUUGCAGAUGGCCAAGUUUUUCAAAUGAACAACACACUUAUGUUGUUUGACACAGGAGCUAGAGCAAUCGGAGUAGCUAAGGAAAUAGCUGACCCCAUCAACAAGGCUUUGGGUGCUGAUGAGAAGGGACACUUCCCUUGCAGCUGGCGUAAUUUGGACAAGAGUGUUGAGUUCAACUUGGGCGGUCUCAACUUUAGUGUUCCUUACAGUGACUUUUUCCAUACAAACCCUGAUGGUUCGUGCUCUUCUGCAUUUCAAAUUGGAGUUGGUAAUCUUAUGGGCAGUGAUAUCAGUAGACAUCUUUACUUUGCUGCCAAUCAAGAAACAAAGAAGGUUGCCAUUGCAAAAAUUAAAGUCACUGAUGAAACGGACAUGAUCCCAUUCAACUUUUGA
Messenger RNA from Lodderomyces beijingensis, 1050 nucleotides. Lineage: Eukaryota; Fungi; Ascomycota; Pichiomycetes; Serinales; Debaryomycetaceae. The record is from the annotation of a GenBank genome assembly.